AUGUCCGACUCCUAUGCCUCUUCCCGCGCUAGGGAUGAUCUCUCUCCUUCCCCCAAUGGCUACGCGAACGCCUCUAAUCCCUCUGUAGCCCAGUCCAACAACGCCGCCCUCUCCUCCGUCAUCCGCAAGAAGCUCAUGGGCUACGUCGGCUUCGCGAACCUCCCGAACCAGGUACACAGGAAGAGUGUCCGCAAGGGCUUCCAGUUCACCGUCAUGGUUGUCGGCGAAUCGGGCUUGGGCAAGUCCACCCUCGUUAACACCCUUUUCAACACCCCGCUCUAUCCUGCCAAGGAGGUCCUCCCCCCCUCUGCCGAAAGGGCUAGCACUGUCGCCAUUGAGAGCAUUGGCGCAGAUAUUGAGGAGAACGGCGUUCGUCUCCAUCUGAAUGUCGUCGAUACGCCAGGUUUCGGUGACUUUGUCAACAAUGAUGACAGCUGGCGACCUAUUGUUGAAAAUAUCGAGUCGCGUUUCGACUCGUACUUGGAGCAGGAGAACCGCGUCAACCGACAGAAGAUCAUGGACAACCGAGUCCAUGCUUGCCUUUACUUCAUCCAGCCCACCGGUCACUCGCUGAAGCAACUCGACAUCGAGUUCAUGCGUCGUCUCCAUACCAAAGUCAACUUGAUUCCCGUCAUUGCCAAGGCUGAUACCCUCACUGACGAGGAGAUUGCUGACUUCAAAGCCAGGAUUCUGGCGGAUAUUGCCCACAACAAGAUCCAUAUCUUCCAAGCUCCCACGUAUGAGAAUGAGGACGAAGAAGCCAUUGCGGAGGCUGAGGAGAUUGCCAGCAAGAUUCCUUUCGCUGUUGUCGGUUCCGAUCAGGUUGUUCGCACCGCUGACGGGCGUGAUGUUCGUGGCCGUUCGUACCCCUGGGGUGUUAUUGAAGUCGACAACGAAGAACACUGCGACUUUGUGAAGCUCAGGCAAAUGCUCAUUCGAACCUACAUGGAGGAACUGAGAGAGCACACGAACAAUGUUUUGUACGAGAAUUGGCGUACACAGAAACUCCUGAGCAUGGGCGUUGCGCAAGACUCGAGCGUCUUCCGUGAGAUCAACCCUGCCGCCAGGAUGCAGGAAGAGCGUAUUCUGCACGAGGCUAAGCUCUCCAAGAUGGAGGCCGAGAUGAAGAUGGUCUUCCAGCAGAAGGUGCAAGAGAAGGAGUCGAAACUCAAGCAGUCCGAGGAGGAGUUAUACGCUCGCCACAGAGAGAUGAAAGAGGCUCUCGAACGGCAAAAGGCGGAUCUCGAGGACAAGAAGCGUCGCAUUGAGAGUGGUCGGCCCCUGACGCCAGAGAAAGGAGCUGUGAGUAUCUCUCGUCUCUUGCUGGCUGUGAUCUCUGAUGGUAACUACUACUAG
Coniophora puteana RWD-64-598 SS2 is the source of this 1356-nucleotide messenger RNA. RefSeq names its product septin AspB. NCBI's taxonomy places the organism in Eukaryota, Fungi, Basidiomycota, Agaricomycetes, Boletales, Coniophoraceae. The record is from RefSeq and is a predicted model, not a curated record. Gene Ontology annotation, cellular component: cell division site; septin complex; septin ring. Gene Ontology annotation, molecular function: molecular adaptor activity; GTPase activity; GTP binding. Gene Ontology annotation, biological process: cytoskeleton-dependent cytokinesis. The coding region runs from base 1 to 1356 and encodes 451 amino acids. The transcript is spliced from 7 exons.